ACGCUCCUCACUCGUCUCGUCGCCAUCUUGCGACGAAUGUGAACAAAAGCUCGGGGCGCAGCCUAAUUUCUUGGGAGUCUCUCGCUCCCAAGACUCUCUUGCCUUUAUUUUACCCGGCACACUCCCCCGACCUCCGAGCCUGUGUUCGAUUAGGAUACAGAGCAUUUUUACUGUUUGUGUGUGACAUAAUGGCUUGCUAAACAUCAAGAUGUCUGGUGGCUGUGUUAACGGUGCUAGGGGAGUUCUCUCCGUCCUGUGCUCCACCUUGGUGUAUGGACACGCCGCCUGUAAUGGACAAGAAGGCCGCACUCAGGCUGCCUCAGCUGCCUGCUAAGACCGGCCUCGAAGCUACUGGUAAAGAUUAUGGAGGAAAGAAAUCUUUACCACAACAUGCCCGGAAACGGGAAUAUGACCGUCUCGACUCGGGAAGGAAACCGGUGGCCGGGCGCGGUGGGAGGACGGGCCAGCGGUAUGUCCGUCCCAGGGAGAAGAUGGGUGGCAAGGUAGAGGAAGCUACAAAUGCAUCGGAUUCUGGGUCACUGUACUGCACAGGUGGCAAGAAGCAGAACAUAACGCACCUGAUGAACUGGUGGGGUCCAGGCCACAGGCCUCAGGGCAGCUCUGUGGGCAAUUAUCAGGGAGGCAGGGCUCGAGUGAGGCGCUACUCCAAUCACACUCCCAAGUACAGCAAGGAACAUUAUCUGCAAGCCAACUGUCAGUUUGUUGUGAAUGACCAAGGAGACUAUUCUGUGUAUUCUGCCAAUCAAGACCUUCUGGUUGACUGGAGCUUCAUUGAGGAAGUGAGGCUUCACGUUUCCGAAGCACCUGCCUGCCCCAUCUGCCUUCACCCACCGGUUGCUGCAAAGGUAACGCGCUGUGGACACAUCUAUUGUUUCCCGUGUAUUCUGCAUUACCUGGCGCUCUCCGAUAAGAAAUGGCGGAAGUGUCCUAUUUGCUACGAACCGAUCGUCAAAGAAGACCUAAAAAGUGUGGUAGCCAUAUGCCACAAGGAAUUUAGCAUCGGUGAGGAAAUAGAGCUACAGCUUAUGCGUCGGGAGCGUGAUUCUCUCCUGCCUGUACCAGCAGCAUCAUUCAACCAAGAGAUUAUUAAAAACCCACCACGCUUCAGCAACCCAACUGCUGCGACGCCUUACGCUAAACUGCUCAUUUCCUCCAAAGAAGAGGUACAAUGCUACAUACUAAUGAGAGAGAAGAGGGAUUUGGAGGCUCAGCUAAUAGAAGAGGGGGAUCAGCCCGAGGCGUGCUUCAUUGACGAGGCCCUGUCACUCCUUCAAGCCCGUCAAGAUUCUUUAAAUUCUGGAAAGUGUAUUGAAGACCUGCUUAAUAAAACUGGUGGACUGGAAGCUUUAUCACUGUCCAGUCCAGAGGAACAAUCGUCAGGUGAUGGUGCAUCUUCGGUGGAAGCUCCAUCGAGUCCUGUUUCUACUGCUGAGGCAGAAGAGUCAAUGCCAAGUGAACUUCCACCAGAACAAAUUAUACGAUCAGAUGGUGGCAAACCAAUCAUUACUGUAGAAGAUUUGGACAUAUCACAGCUGCAACCAAUUAAUCAAAACACUACUGGGAGCCAGGCACAGCGGAAUGUUCCUAAAUCAACCUUUUACUUCUAUCAAGCCAGCAAUGGAGCACAAGCAUACCUGCAUGCUCUUAAUGUGCAGAUGCUGGUGCAGGAGUAUGGUGCCUUGGAAAACUGCCCUUCGAUUAUUAAAGCCAAAGUGGUGGAGAAGGAGUCCGUGUCCAUGACGGAGGAGCUUCGUAUGCGCCUGAGAUACUUGCGUCACUUGCCAGUGACUUGCAGUUUUGAUGUUGUAGAAGUGUCUCUUCCUCUCCCAGUUGUGUCAAAGCUCACACUAGCAAUGUUCCAGGAUCAGAUUGAUUCAAGGCAACGUAAACGCAACAAACGAGCACGUGAAGAACGAAAAAUAGAAAAGCGUGUGCAGGCAGAGGAAGAUCGCAUGAUGGGACGCAGCAAGGGAGCCACCAACCUUAAGAUUGGGUCUUUGAGACAGUUUCCGUCAUUCUGUGAUGAUUUUCCAUCUGGGCCCAGCAGUGAGAUAAAUGAUGGGGCAAAUUCAAGCUUGGAGCAGUUUGGAAGUGAAACUGGUAGCAGUCCUGGUAGUGAUGUGUUGGGGAGUUCCUGCAAUGACACGACGAGUACUGGCAUGUCUUUUGCAAAGAUGAUUAGAGAAGGUCAGACACGGGUGCAACAUUCUCCAAAUGAAAGUGUCAGCAUAACGGGUGGAGUGUGGCCCUCACUUGGAGGACCAGGCUUGAGAUCAACUGAAUCUUCUGCAUCAAAAUGGAAUAGUGGUAGUUCACAUGGCAUUAGCAGCUGUCCUUGGGAAGGGAGGCAAGGAAUUCGGUCGAGUGAAUUGUUUACAAAUGAUGGGAACUUGAGUGAGGAAGAGGAGUGUUUGGCUGUACCAGAAUUCAAGCAUGCUUUUAGUGCUGGUGUGGCCAGGGCUUUAGAUGCCGCAGCAGCAAAAUCUGCAGCAAAGGCAGAAGAAACUGUGGCAGGAGGCAAGAAGGGGAAGAAGAAAAAGAAGCAGAAGGUUGUUUUGUUCUCCUCUGGAGGCCUGAACUAGUCUUCCUCCAGGCACCAUCACUCUUGUUGUGGACUCAGUGCUCUUUGUGUGGGAUAGUUUACAUCUUGUACUUAUUGUCCUCCUGAUUUUCAGACUUGAUCAAAUAAUUUUGUUACUUGAAAUUCCUCGGUGCCUGGGUAUUUGUCAUUGUUGAUGCAUACUGCCUUUUUAAAGUUGGGUAAAUUUUAAUUCAUUAUUUUAAUAAAGGUGAAAUUUGUUACAAAUUUCAGUUUAUGUAACGAUUAGUUAGGUUUCACAUUACUGCCAUUCAUACAUUAUGCUAUGUUCCUAACUGUGAUGAGCUAAUGUCAUCUUGUAUGUGCGCCCCUUGCAUCUUGCGUGCAGCUCCAUUAUGCUAUACUGGCUUAAUGCCUUUGUUCAAUGGCUUUUAAAUUUAUGGUUUUCUAAAUAUCACUUGGGUAUUACUUUGUAGAUACAUCCAUUGUAAUGCUUAUUGUAUGGCACUGUUAGAUUUCCAUUGUUUUCAGUUUUUCCAAGCCGCUUAUUUAAUUUAACAAUAUGCAUAUUGUACUAUGUACAGCAUAGUGUGUGAAAACAUGUAUGUACUAAUUGCUGAAAACCAGUAUAAAUUAAAUGUUUCUUUCAGUAACAUUAUUGCUUGUUUUAAAAUCUUGAUUUCAGUAGAGCUAGUUAUCAUAAAGUUUCCGAAGUAUGGCUAAUGUCUCGACAUAUUGCUGACUAGUAUAUUUUGUGAUUGAGAAAUAAACCUUUUUAUGACCUACAUCUUGUCAAUGGCAUAUGUGAAUUUGUACCAUUUCUGUAGCAGCACCUGUUGCUUUGGAGUCAUUGAAUAAACUAAAAAAUCCUC
Messenger RNA from Procambarus clarkii (red swamp crayfish), 3432 nucleotides. NCBI's taxonomy places the organism in Eukaryota, Metazoa, Arthropoda, Malacostraca, Decapoda, Cambaridae. The record is from RefSeq and is a predicted model, not a curated record.